Messenger RNA from Didymodactylos carnosus, 1887 nucleotides. The record is from the annotation of a GenBank genome assembly. Lineage: Eukaryota; Metazoa; Rotifera; Eurotatoria; Philodinida; Philodinidae.
AUGAAAAUUCUUAUUCUUAUUCAAUUAAUCGGUGGUAUUUGUUAUGCUUUUGGUAGUGGUGAUAUUAGUAAUGAUGAAAAACAAAAACAGGCCACGGAAGCAUAUAAUCGGGUUCGUGACUAUUUAAAGAUAGAAGAAAAAAAAUAUAAUUCAUCAUCGAAAUUGACAAGAACAUCAACCAAUGUUGGUGAUAUACCAAAUAGUAAUAUAAUUGGUUCUGGUUAUAAUCCAGUAAAACAUAGUCCACUUUGUUUCACACGUGACUGUAAAAUGGCAACCUUUGGAUUACCGAUAUUUAGUUUCAAUUAUGUUAAACCUGAGCCUGGUACAGGUUGUGCAAAAGGCCUAUUAAAACCGCAUCCUACUGUUACAUUUAGAUGUACACCUGGAGCUGAAAAAGAUAGUCAUGUUGAUAUUAUUGAUAAAUUAGAAAGUUUGAAGAAAACAACAAUGAUCGGAUUGGAAAUUAAUGGUGGUGCAAAGAUUCCAAUUUCGACUGUUAAUUCAGUAGCAGCCAGUUACAAAUCUUCUAUUCAAACAAAAUUUAUGGUUGAUAAUAUAUUACAGAAACAUUAUGAAAUUAUAUCAACAACACGAAAAGUAACAUUUGCUGACUUGAGGAUGUUUCAAGAGCAAAUGAGUUUAUCUGAUUCAUUUAUUUAUACUAUUGAAAACCUACCAUGUUGUGAGUAUACUGAUACUGUUUAUCGGUAUAUUGCUGAUCAUCUAUUUGACCAAUUUGGUUUUACCUAUGUGGAACAUAUGAUAUUAGGUGGAAUUGCAUCAGAAAAUAUUUUUAUUCAUCAAUCAAAUGUUACCAAGCUUAAAGAAAAUAGUGUUAAUAUAGCUCGUGAGGCAAGCAUCUCAUUCGGUGAGGUAUUUCAUGUUGGUACGAAUGCCACAUUCUCACAUAAUGUGGAAGAGAAGAACAAAUUCGAUCGUAGUAUUGAAGACCGUUAUUCUAAAGUAAUAGAAAAAGUUGAUGAAGUUGAAAAAGUGUUUUUCAGUGAUCUCGUAGAUUAUACAGAUGCGCAGGAUAGCGUUCGGUGUAACUUUCUAUUUCCUGGUGUAAGGUUAGAAAGUGGUAAUCAAGGACUUAAAGGAUGGGAGGAAUGGUCUAAAAGUGUUGAAGAUAAUCCAGUAGUUAUUAAAUUUGCUGUUAAUGAUAUUUUUCGUCUUUUAACUCCUCAUCGUUUUCAAAAACCAAAUUCACACAUUGUUGAAAAAAAAGAGUUAAUUCGAAAAGCAUUAGAUACAUAUCUUAAUAUAUCAUUCUAUUGUCCUGGAAAUUGUGUAGGACAUGGUAAGUGUGUUGAUACUGGUUAUUUUCAAGUUGGAGAAUGUAAAUGUAAUACUGGAUGGACAGGAGCUGAUUGUUCAGUAAUGGUUGGAUUAAGUGGAACACUGUGUGGAAUAAAUGAUAAAAUUGAAUGUAAUGGUGGACCAAUUAUAGAAGGAAAUACUCCACAAUAUGGAUGUGCUCCUGGUUAUGUUAGAGAGAAGUAUCAUUGGUCAGUGACCUGUAGAAAAGCAUCGAGUACAAUUGAUGUUGGUUUUGCUGGCACACUAUGUGGCAUUAACGUGAAAGGUUUCGUAAUUGAAUGUGGUGGAAAAAAGCCAUGGUUGGAAAAAUGUCCGAAUGGAUAUAAACUCACAGAUAUAGAUGGCGGCGGUGCGUACUAUUGUUAUAAAACAGAUGCAAGUAGUGAGGAUUUACCUGGUACGCUUUGCGGUUUCGGACGUACUUAUUCGAAUCGACUGGAGGAUAUUGACUGUGAUGGUCAUUAUCCCUCUCGAGGGGACUGUCCACGGAAUUACCAUCUCAGGUCACAACAUGUUGGACAAACUACUUUCACGUAUACAUAUGCAUAUUGUGUUAAAGAUUGA